This is a messenger RNA of Miscanthus lutarioriparius, 573 nucleotides long. NCBI's taxonomy places the organism in Eukaryota, Viridiplantae, Streptophyta, Magnoliopsida, Poales, Poaceae. The record is from the annotation of a GenBank genome assembly.
AUGCCCAUCUACUUUAUGCGCUCUAGUUAUUUUCAUUAUGUGCAAUUGAAUCAUGAUGCUGAAGUUAUCAUGAAUUUACGGAGGUCACAGCUUGAAGAUGCUGACCUGCAAACGAAAUCGAUGUCAUCUGACAAGGGAACUGCCAGUGAGAGUACAACUCCUAAUUUUGCAAUGGAAAGUAUGGAAGGAAAUAUAUCUGUGUGCAGCUCACCUGAGGAGCUACUUGAACAAGCAUUACAGUAUCUGGGGACUGGCUGCAGAGAUCAAGCUCUUCCACUGAUCAGGACAGCAGUAGAGAGAAACCCAGAUCUGUCUACGGCGUUGAUUGGAAUGGGACAAACCAUGUUCUCAAAUAGAUUGUUUCCUGAAGCUGCAGUUUGUUUUGAACAUGCUAUACCAAAGAUUCAAGAAGAUGAUCCUCUUCUUGUGCUUGCAUAUUUCGGGGCAGGUCUUUCAAACGAGCGUCAGGGGGAUAAUGAGAAUGAGAUGGCAAUCAAACUCCUGCAGAGAAUAGCAGAGCUCAAGGAACCGGAAAAGCCCAUCAACAGGAUGCUUAUUUUGGCAAGAAUAUAG